This is a messenger RNA of Mucor mucedo, 912 nucleotides long. RefSeq lists its product as uncharacterized. The transcript is spliced from 2 exons. The record is from RefSeq and is a predicted model, not a curated record. Lineage: Eukaryota; Fungi; Mucoromycota; Mucoromycetes; Mucorales; Mucoraceae. The coding region runs from base 1 to 912 and encodes 303 amino acids.
AUGAACAAUCUCGAAAACGUUACCGAAAAAGAACGCCUUGUCAUUCCCAGUAAAAUAAAAAAAAAUAUGAAAGAAAGAAAUCCUGUGAUCGAAGCACUUUUUACGAAACUGAGCCAGUCCAACAAUGAGGGGUCCCUGACUGAAGUUCAUGUCGAGGAUAUCGACACGAUCGUUACAGACACACUAACUUGCUUGAAGUGCCAUGUUAAUUACAAUUCUAAAGGUGCAUUGACUAAGCACUUGAAAGCUAAACAUCAGAUCGUCAUCAUCGGUGCCAAACGCGGUCGUCCCAACAUUGAAAAGAAACUUAUGAAGCAAAUAAGAAAGAAGAUCAGCUAUGAAGCUGUAAAAUACGAGAGAAAUGUCGGGUGGAUUGCUUCGGAAAGAGAGACCCUUCUGGAAGACCUCCGUGUCUUAUGGGAAAUGUCUGGAACUGUAUGGACAGCAGAUUGUGCUUAUGUAGAAUACUUGUCCGAAAUUACACCCAUGUACCAAUUUCUUAUCACCAAACUAUUGUUGGAUGAUUCGUACGAAUUAACAGUAGAAAUAUCUUUGAGUAUUUUAGAAAUGAUGUUCGAGCGUUUUCCUGGGAUGUUUAAGAAAGAUUUUAACCGAGAAAUCGUUUUGGAAGCUUUGACUCCAUUGAAGUUUAACAAAGGAAAUGAUCGGGAACAGGAGAAUGUCCGUACAGAUUUUGACUUUGACGAAGUAGAUCAUACAGAGAUGAAAAAAUUGCUGGAAAGUCACCGAAACUGUAAAGAUAUCAACCGAGCCCGGUUAGACAUCAUGCGCAAAUUGUGUUUCCUGAUCCAAAUUCACUUUGGAGUUCAUAAUUUUGAAUUUAAGAUUGUAAAAAUUCGAUCAGGUUUUUUCUGUUCUUUUUUUGCUUGUGCCUCUUUUGAUAUUAAAUAA